Aricia agestis (brown argus) is the source of this 1519-nucleotide messenger RNA. RefSeq lists its product as uncharacterized. The record is from RefSeq and is a predicted model, not a curated record. The transcript is spliced from 6 exons. Lineage: Eukaryota; Metazoa; Arthropoda; Insecta; Lepidoptera; Lycaenidae. Bases 56 to 907 code for a protein of 283 amino acids.
GGGGAGCGGUCGUGCGCUGCGCGAGUGUUGUGAAGUGCAUGAUGUGGUGAUAAGCAUGGUGCUGUUGAUAUUCCUCGUCGUUUUCUUUGUGGGCAGCGUGUGCCACACAAUAACGCUGCUGGACGUGCCGCGCUGGGCGGACCCGCGCCGGCCGGCCCAGCUGCAGUGCCACUACACGCGCCGGCCCAACGACGCCGUGCUGCACUCCGUCAAGUGGUACCGGGACACGGAUGAGAUCUUCCGGUAUACUUCGCAGCAGGACGAGAUCCGCCUGUUCAACAGCAGCGGCGUGGUCAUAGCGAACAGCACGUGCGGGUCGCGUGCCUGCACCAUCUACGUUGUACCAGAACCGGGUUCCGGCCGGUACACCUGCGAGGUGUCAACCGAAGGUCCCAGGUUCGAGGUGGAUAGACGGUCGGCGAAUAUGACCACAGCGGUGCUGCCGGAGUACGAGCCGCUGAUCACUGGCCUGCCGACGCUGGUGCAGGCUGGCGAGCAGGCGCUGGUGAACUGCACGUCAGACUACUCGCUGCCGGCAGCCACCAUCGAGUGGUACGUCGACUCCGAGCUGCAGGAGGACCCAGUGGUAACGGGCACGCUACACGUGUCCGGCGCGGAUGGGGAUGGCCUGCGCGCGGCGUGGCGCACCCUGCACGUGUUCCCCGACGACUACAGCACGCACCGCGGCUUCCUGUCGCUGGAGUGCCGCGCUCGCGUGCCCACGCGCCCGCCGCACGAGCGCAGCAUGGCGGUCCGACUGUUCGUCGCGAGCAGACCACACAUAUCAUCGUUUAUGUUGAGUAAGAACGCGGUCGGCGGCAGCGGAGCGGUGAGGUUUCACAGCGAGCUGACGGCGUGGACGUUAUUACUGCUAGUGCGGAGUCGAGUGCCUUUGCUAGUGAACUAGACAGUGGACAGUUGAGGUAGGACAGGAAAGUUGGAGUGGGACUGAAAAGUUAGAGUAGGACCGGAAAGUUGGGGUGGGACUGGAAAGUUGGGGUAGGACUGGAGAGUUUGGGUAGGACUGGAGAGUUGGAGUGGGACUGGAAAGCUAAAGUGGAACUGGAUACUUGGAGAUAAGACAAAAAGUUGGAGUUAGACCAGAAUUUAGAGGAAGGGAUCAUAAAAGAAAACGGAGAGUGGAGUUAAAUAAAAUUGAAAAGUGUGGGUGUAAUUGGGUGAACGGAUAACGACUGGGACGGUGGGCUUAAAGCAAGAAAGAGUGUAGUCAAAAAACUGGAAAGUAAGUCUGAACUUAAUAUAUAAUAUUUCAGACUUACAAUGAACUUUUUGGAAAGAUAAUUUUGGAAGAUUGACGGUGUCGGUAAGACUGGAGGUAGGAUAGACAGUUGUGGUAAGACUGGACAGUAGAUAGAGGGAGAUAAUCGAAGCUGUGACUAUAGAGUUAGAUAAUUUUAUAGAUAAUCCUUUGUUCAAAGUUUUGUACCCCUGUAUAUCAUAGUUUUAAAACUGUAUAUGAUUUUUCUAUUUUAAAAGAUUAUCAAAUAUACUGAUUUAG